AUGUCAUUGCAACCAGAUAUCAAUGCCCUGCUGCACAACAUGCGUGCGCAGAUUCAGGCGUUGACCACUCAACUCGCCGAGCUGCAGGCAAAUCCCCCUGCGGCAAACCCCUCGGUAGAGAAAAAGUUCAACAAGAAAGUCGAAGUCGUCGCUGACCCUGGCACCUCCAAAGGAGACAGAGCACGAUUUGCCAAAUGCCACUGCGGUGCUAUCUCGACUAAAGGACCUGUGGCAGGUCGAUACACCCAAGUAAGGCUUCAGGAGUGCUACACCGCGGGAGUGUGGCCCACCUGGGACAAUCUCAAAGUAGAGAUCAAAAAAUAUUUCAAACUGCAAGCUGAGCGUGACUGGGCGUGUCAGCAAAUCUGUUCCUUCAAACAAGGCAACAUGAGGACAGAUGAUUUUGUAACCCGGUUCCUGGCCCUCUCCAUCCAAGGGGGUCUUGGUAAUGACCAUGCAGUAGAGCUGCUGGAAUGCAAUGUGAACCCCCACAUUGCAGAACAGCUUUAUCUGCAGGAUAUGAGAAACGAGAACCUCUCUCAAGCAGCAGAGGAGGUUCCAAAAAUAGGUAGGGCCAUAGAGCUCUACAAAAUGCACCAAGGUGGCGAGACCACCAAAAACAACCAAUCCCAGAGGCGCCCUGGCCAGGAUAGGGUGCCCCUAUGGAUAUUGGCGCGGUCCAAGGCGGACAGAUGCACAGAUUCAAGGGCAACUGUUACAACUGUGGCCAAGAGGGACACAUGUCCCGAGAUUGCAGAAACGGGGUGCAGGCCGCUCAACAAAAAAAUUAAUCAAGGGCGCCAGGUGCGCCAAUUAGAAACCAAAAAACCGAACGAUCGGCUCAGCUCUUUGGCCGGUCGUUCAUACAACAAAAUCUGGGCCUUUUUCUAUGACCAACAGGUCAAUGAGAUGAAGGCUCAGGGAAAAGAGUUCGGAGCUUAG
Serpula lacrymans var. lacrymans S7.9 is the source of this 942-nucleotide messenger RNA. RefSeq lists its product as uncharacterized. The coding region runs from base 1 to 942 and encodes 313 amino acids. NCBI's taxonomy places the organism in Eukaryota, Fungi, Basidiomycota, Agaricomycetes, Boletales, Serpulaceae. The transcript has 3 exons. The record is from RefSeq and is a predicted model, not a curated record.